Messenger RNA from Parastagonospora nodorum SN15, 162 nucleotides. RefSeq lists its product as hypothetical. The transcript is spliced from 2 exons. NCBI's taxonomy places the organism in Eukaryota, Fungi, Ascomycota, Dothideomycetes, Pleosporales, Phaeosphaeriaceae. Bases 1 to 162 code for a protein of 53 amino acids. The record is from RefSeq and is a predicted model, not a curated record.
AUGACCGGCCGAAAGCUUGAGCUCGGCGGUCGCAAGAAGCUCUGGUGGCUUGUGCGCCGACCGUGCCCUGACCGUGCGCCAUCCGUGCGUCCCGAGGUGCUACCGGAGGACUUUCACCUGCGAGAUAUCACCAACAGCCACGGUGAGGUGAGAUGGUCUUGA